Messenger RNA from Hyaloscypha bicolor E, 1814 nucleotides. RefSeq names its product BAR-domain-containing protein. Gene Ontology annotation, cellular component: cytoplasm. Gene Ontology annotation, molecular function: protein binding. Bases 477 to 1814 code for a protein of 445 amino acids. The transcript has 5 exons. The record is from RefSeq and is a predicted model, not a curated record. NCBI's taxonomy places the organism in Eukaryota, Fungi, Ascomycota, Leotiomycetes, Helotiales, Hyaloscyphaceae.
GCACGAUUUUGCCUAUCUUGCGCCCUCAACCGACUCUUCCCUCGCCCGUCCCGUCAACGACCUCCGCUCGCUGCCCUCCAUCGCCAUCGCCGGGACCAAUUCCCUUGCUCGGUCUGCCAGGGAUCAUAGUAGUAUCCCUCUCCACGGCCUUAAUUGCCAAUAGCAUUGGGCGACGCGUUUCUGAUCCGCUGCGCUGCUCUUACCUUUUACUCCAGACACGAACCCCCCCCACUGUCGCUUCUGCCACUCGUUCGGUGUGUCAAUAUCUCGAAACCCGGCUUGGUCUGUCCUCAGGAUAAAUUCACAAAUUGGGCGGGUUGAAGUUCUUUGGAACGGAGCCGAGAAUAACAACAACAAAGCCCCGCCCGCCCCCUCGAAAGACCUCCGAUCUUCUCGAAUCCCCUCUCUCCACAUCAAGAACACAUCACGGACGGACACACGACCAAUUCACAUCCCGAAAUCAAGCACUCGCAAAGAUGAAUAUCAACAAGAAGCUCGACAGGGUCAAGCAGUGGGCCGGCGAGAAGAUGGGCGCGGAGUCCAAGACCAACGUUUCCGAGGAGUUCAAGGCUUUGGAGAUGGAGAUGCAACUCAGAUAUGAGGGUAUGGAAAAGCUCCAAAAGUCCAUGACCAUCUACGUCAAGUCUCUCUCGAAGCGCAACGAAGUCGAGGACAAGGAGAAGAUACUGCCAGUAGGAUAUCUGGGUCAGACUAUGAUACACCAUGGCGAGGACUUCGAGCCUGAUUCGGAAUUUGGAAACUGCCUCAUAAGUAUGGGCAGAACAAACGACAGAAUCGCAAGAAUCCAAGAAAGCUACGUUGCAAAUGCUACUACAGGAUGGCUCGAGUCUUUAGAACGAUCAUUGGCCAUGAUGAAGGAAUAUCAGGCUGCCCGAAAGAAGCUCGAAAACCGCCGACUUGCCUACGAUGCAUCUCUUUCCAAGAUGCAAAAAGCCAAAAGGGAGGAUUUCAGAGUCGAGGAGGAACUUCGUUCGCAGAAAGCCAAAUAUGAGGAAUCCAGCGAGGACGUCCUCCGACGGAUGCAGGAUAUCAAGGAGGCGGAGGCAGAUAGUGUUGCAGACCUAGGAGCCUUCGUUGAUGCCGAGUUGGAGUACUAUGACAGAUGCCGCGAUGAGCUACUCCGUCUGAAGAGAGAUUGGCCUGCUGGUCAGACCUCUCCAUCGCGUGAGCAACGACGACAGAACCCUCGAUCUCGUUCAAACACAGCACACUCUUAUAACGAGAGAUAUACCAGCUAUGAGGAGACCCCAAUGCCAGAACCAGAGCUCCCUAUCCGACCGUCCAUCCGGUCGCAAGGCAGAGUCGCCUCCUCUUCACGGCUCGAUACUCGUCUCGAUACCCAUGACGAAUAUCCCCAGGUCGAAUCCCCGCAAAGACCAAACUUUGGCAGAUCCACCACAUUCCAAGGCCCAACUGCUAUUUACCGUGCAUCAACGCCUGUCAAUGGUCGCAAAGCUUCCGUCCCUCCAGACCCUGGCGCACUCAGAGCACAACUUCGCCCUGCCAGCCGAAUUAAUACAAAUGGUCCUGAUGUAUUUGGUGAUCCAUCUGACGAUUCGACGAUGAAUAGCGGCAGCCCGGAAGAUCGAAGUUACAGAGAGCGGUCCGUGAGCCCCGCCACAUCUCAGGGGAGCGUAGCCAGCCGGACACAGACCCAUUCAACCUUGAACGGCGCCACCAACGCCAGAAAAGGACCCCCUCCACCGCCCCCAAGCAGGGCCAAAAAGCCUGCGCCCCCACCACCGCCCAUGAAAAGGGCAGAGAUCAGCUCAACGAGCGUAAACCGAUAUUAA